This is a messenger RNA of Myxocyprinus asiaticus (Chinese sucker), 2435 nucleotides long. Its product is annotated as ribosomal protein S6 kinase-related protein-like. Lineage: Eukaryota; Metazoa; Chordata; Actinopteri; Cypriniformes; Catostomidae. Gene Ontology annotation, molecular function: ATP binding; protein serine/threonine kinase activity. Gene Ontology annotation, biological process: protein phosphorylation. The transcript is spliced from 12 exons. Bases 182 to 1495 code for a protein of 437 amino acids. The record is from RefSeq and is a predicted model, not a curated record.
AGGAAAAUGACUUUUCUGCAUAGUUAAUUGUGGAGAUAAUGCAAAAGCCCAUGCCUGUUCAUCCCGAUUAUAAAAAUAGUACACAUGGGUAGUGCACCGUGACUGACAGCUCUGUAUCUCCACGCCUCAACAUGGAUGAACAGAAUAUUCAACUAACAGUUCACGCAAAGGAACGAAUGUGAUGGGUGCCGAUGGUAGCAAAAACAGUAAGUACACAGGGUCAGAGGAGCAGUCGCACACAUCCGGAUGGAGGGGGUUUCUUUCCACUGUGGGUAUUUCUCUCCCUUUGGCUCUCUUCCGCAUCAACCCACAACGAAUCGGGUCACAACGAAUGAUUUAUGACAAGGAGCCAUCCAUCCCUGAGCACUUGCUCUCCUCAAUGCCUUGUCCUGAGAAACUCCGUAUGGAAUGGAGUCUGCCGAGCUUUAUCAACAUGUUUCUGCCUGAGUUUCCCCACCGCAACAUCCCAGGACAUGAACAUUUUCAGAUCCUGGGUUACAUAGCCAAAGGAUCUUUUGGUCCAAUUUUAAAGGUGAAGGAUAAGUCAAAGCAAAAGACCUAUGCAGUUAAGGUUAUUCCAAAGUCUGAGAUUCUACGCUUGGGAGUGUUGGAGCAAUCUAAAGAGGAAGUAAUAGUCCAGCGUCAGGUUCGCCACCCUUUUGUCCAUGACCUGCAGGACUGCUGGCAGACCCAGCGGCACAUCUACAUUAUGUGUGAUUACUGCAGUACAGGGGACUUGUACACAUACUGGGUUAUGAUUGGUCAGUUUGAAGAAGAUGUGGUGAAAGUGUUUGCAGCUGAAUUGGGUUCUGCAGUAGGGUUCCUCCAUGAUUGUGGAAUCAUCCACCGUGAUGUGAAGAUGGAGAAUGUCCUGCUUACUGAUCAAGGCCAUCUACGGUUGGCUGAUUUUGGUUUGUCUCGACGUCUUGAGUGUGGAGGGAGGGCAUUCACUAUUUGUGGAACAAUCCAAUACAUGGCUCCUGAAGUCCUUAGCGGUGGCCCCUACAGCCACGCUGCUGAUUGGUGGUCUCUCGGCAUCCUCAUCUUUGCAUUGGCCACAGGCAAGUUUCCUGUGUCUCCAGAGCCAGAUCACUGUAGCAUGCUGAGGAGGGUACGUUGCUUCCCUUAUGAAAUGCCAAAAAACUUCUCUCCUGCUUUUGCUCUCCUACUUACAGAGAUUCUUUGUAAGACUCCAACACGUCGCCUUCGGACACUGGACCGCUUCAAACGGCAAACCUUUUUCCACGGCACAUCGUUUGAUUCCCAUCUGCUUCAAAAGACCCCCAUGGAGCUGAUCCUGGAGCUGAAGAACCGCCCUGACCGUCCUGCUAAAGCCCGUCGAGGCCUGACCCUGGAACCCUUCCCGAACUUUGACUGCGACUUCCUCUUAAACUCACCGUGCACACCCACAGCUCCAGAUCUGUCCCCGACUCUUGCCAACAUGCAAAGGCAUGUACCUCAGGACGAUGCUUCCAUAAGAGAGGUGUUUGUUUAAGGACCAGAGAGGAAAAUGCCAGUUAUUGCUUUGUGAAUUACUGUAAGACAGUUUAUUUAGGAGUUAGAAUGUCACAUUUAUGUAAGAUCAAAGAGUCAAAGAUUAAACACUUUAGAAGCAUGUGGGGAAAGAUGGAAACGCUAAUAGGGUUUUGAAGUGUAUUUCUCUUUUAUUGAGACAGUCUUGCAUUACAUUUACAUCCUUACAUUUUGUUUAGACAUUUGGUGAAAUGCGGUUCAUAGUUCUUCAUGUCCUUUGACAAUAUUUGACUGUUUUGUCAUCAUUAAUAAGCCAAUAGUGGAUUUCUUUUCAACAGAUACAGUACCAUAAAUGAAAUUCUUUCCAGAUUAUAAGGAAAAGCAACAUCAAAAUCUCAGGGACAUAUUUUAAUCCUAAAGCAGUCAUUGUUCAUGUGUGAAAUGGUAAUAUCCAAAAAGUGGCUACCUAUAGCUUUAUAUGACAUUGUAUGCUCAGAACUGUGUAUUUUCACAGGUAAUUUGCAUUACGCACUUUUCCCAUGUGUUUAUUGCUGUUGCUGGUUGAAUAUAUUUUUUUUAAAAGAUUGAGUUAUGACUGACAAAGGAUAUGAUACAUACUGUGGAAGUUUUUGUCCUGAAAGAUACUGAAGAAUGAGCUCAAGCAUGUAGAAAAAUGUUUGUUUUGUACAUUAAAUGUAAUUUAUAAGAAGCAGCAUGGUUAUACAGCAUGUUAUCCUAAUGACUUUAUUGUUAAUACUGUUAUUUUAACCACUGCUGAGGGCCUGUGGAUCUAUGCUCAUGUAUAUAUUAAUAACCUUGUCUUCCUGAGAUGAUAAUUCUUAUUUUUGACACCAACGAUCCUUCAUUCAAAUCUAAGCAAAGAAAAUGAAAAUAAGUAUUGUGUAUUUUUCCCCCCAGAUGUAUUCAUCAAACAACCAUUAAAAAUACAUCCACAAGUGUCA